CUCUCUCACCUGGUUCUCAUCUGCAUCUCUGAUCGCUGCUCCUACGACAUGUCGAGCUAUGGUGCAUCGCCACUACCUCUGAGUAGCGGGUACGCCUCUGCAGCUCCCUUGUCUAUGACACCGCCUGUCCCGAAAGCUCAUACACACUGCCGGAAACCUAAGCCCACUAAAAUCUUCUCUAGUGACGGCUCGUUCCUAGAGCGCUUCCAGCGCCUCAAGAAGGACGAGAAAGAGAUGAAGGAACAAAGAGAUAUAGUCGCUAGGAAACGAACCUUUGACGAGCGAUUUAAAAAAGGGGACCAGCGCCCUCCUCCUGAUGCUCAGAACUCAACUGCUGCCACAGAGCCUCCGGUAAAGAAGUCACAGAUGGAUACACCAACGACUCAGUAUCAGAAAGAAGUCAAGAGUCACGCUGGUCGUAGCCUAAAGGAUGACAGUAUUGGCGUCUGACUGGCAGCUUGUCAAAUAAUCAAAUGGACUGACAAUGUUGUUUUAUGGACUUUGAUCCG
Messenger RNA from Laetiporus sulphureus 93-53, 509 nucleotides. RefSeq lists its product as uncharacterized. The coding region runs from base 49 to 450 and encodes 133 amino acids. NCBI's taxonomy places the organism in Eukaryota, Fungi, Basidiomycota, Agaricomycetes, Polyporales, Laetiporaceae. The record is from RefSeq and is a predicted model, not a curated record. The transcript is spliced from 5 exons.